Molecule: messenger RNA, 19000 nt
Organism: Hemicordylus capensis (graceful crag lizard)
Lineage: Eukaryota; Metazoa; Chordata; Lepidosauria; Squamata; Cordylidae
Gene: SCYL1
Product: SCY1 like pseudokinase 1
Exons: 20
Coding region: 1852-4809 (985 amino acids)
Biological process (GO): protein phosphorylation
Molecular function (GO): ATP binding; protein kinase activity
Source: RefSeq, a predicted model, not a curated record
GUCGCCGCCACCGCGCUCGCCUGCGGAACUCCCCGCCACGGGGCGCGGGGGGGAGGAAGGUCAUCUCCUCCUCCUUCUCCUCGGCCCCCACCUGGCAGCCUGGGCCUCCUCCCGCCCCGACCCCCCCCCAGGACCUGCCCUUGUUUCUGGCCCUUCAGAGCCCACCCUCGGCCCAUGAGGGGCUGGGGGGGGUAGAGAGUGUCCUUCCCCCGCCACACACGACAGCCCUGUGAGGUAGGCCCCACUGGGAGGGAGGAAAAGAGACAGCCCCCCAAAGCUGCCCAGGGAGCUCCCCCAAUUGCCCCCCUGGGUUUCUGGCUCUCCCCCUCCAAGCAGCCCAGGGCGGGGAACACUGGCUGGCAGCGGCGCUCGGGGGUCUUUCCCUGCCCUGCCUGGCGAUGCUGCCGCAGGGGGUGGGGGGGGCAUCUGCCUGCCCCAGAGCCAGGGCGUGUGGACGUGGCUGGCCUGAGACACCCCCCCCCCCCGGAGAGGCCUGGCUUGGUCAUGGCACUGUAUGCCCCCCCCGCAGCCCCACUUGUCCUUGAAGGGCAGCCUCCAGGGGGCCGCCCUCCCUCUUCCUCCCUCCCUCCCCUUGAUUUGUCUGCACAGCACCCCAGUGGGGCAGGCUAGGCUGGUCCAGGGAGGCCAGCUCUCCCCGGCUGCCUCUCCUGCCUGCCCUUCCUUGGGUGGGGGGUCAAGGGGGAGUCCUGCUGGGGGCCAGAGCCUUGCUUCCUCCUGUGCGGAGCCCCCUCUACCCCCCCCCUUGGUCCUCAUGGCCCCCACCUCGUGAUGCCACAUCUGGGCUGCGUGGCCGGCAGGGGGGGUCUGCCUCCCCCCUUGCUGGGUGCUGGCGGUAAUUCGGGGGUGGGGGGAUGUGUGUGUGUUUGUGUGUGUACACACGGAGGGAGCCCCUCCACCUGCCCCCAGGGCUUGCUUGGAGGGAGGAGCCCAGGCUUGUGGGGUGAGGUGGGGGGGCCACCUGCGACCCUGACAGGUGAGGCUGCCUGCCGCUGGGGUGGCGUCUCCUGGCCUGGGUGCUGCGGAAGGUGCUUCCUGUGUGUCUGGCAGCCGCUCCUGGCUCCCUGACGCAGCCUUGCCCUCCUCCCCUCAACCCUAUCUAUCAGCACACCCCUCUCUCUUGGGCCUAUGUUCAGCUUUUUGCUGGAAGUGUAGCAAUGUUUGUGUUCUAGCUUCUCACCCGUAUCUCUUUGGCCUAUGUUCGGCUUUCUGCCGGAAGUGUAGCAAUGUUUGUGUUCUAGCUUCUCACCCGUAUCUCUUUGGCCUAUGUUCGGCUUUUUGCCGGAAGUAUAUUGAUGUUUGUGUUCUAGCUGCACACCCUUCUCUCUCUGGCCUAUAUAGAGAUAGGGGUGUGCAGCUAGAACACACACAUUGCUACCCUUCCUGCAAAAAGCCGACCUUGGGCCAAAGCGAUAAGGGUGUCAAGGCUGAGGAGCCCCUUGCUCGGGCCUGCUGCCUGUGCGACAAGAUCUUUUUCUAGGACAAGAUUUUUUUUAUUGAAGCAACAAACCACCAAAGCACACAGCACGUUGCCAAAGCACAAUUAGGUACAAAGCGGCUGCUGCCUGUGGGGUCGGUGAAGCCUCCACGCGCAGGCAGCAAACCUGCCUCUGCGCGGGAGACGCGGGGCGCAUGCUGGACUUCCGGGCGCAGCCAGCAGGGGGCGGCUUAGGCCCCGCCCAGCAGGGGAGGGAGGCGGAAGGCCGCUCCUUCCGGCGAGGGGGGGAGUGCUUCCGGGGCAGCCGCGGCCGCCAACGGGGAGGAGCCCGCGACGUGUGAUCGAGCGAGUGAGGCUGCCCGGGUGGCUCCGGCUCCUCCUGGGCCGCCGCCGCGAUGUGGUUCUUCUCCCGGGACCCGACCCGCGACUUCCCCUUCGAGGCCGAGACCGAGGCGGCCUCUUCCCCCGCCGGCCCCUGGCAGCUGCACCGCGGCAGGAGGAAGGCCACGGGGGAGCCGGUGUCCCUCUUCACGUGUGAGGCCAAGGCCCCGGCGGAGGAGCAGGCGCUGGCCAAGGCCGCCUUCAAGCACCUGAAGACCCUCCGCCACCCCAACAUCUUGUGCUACAUCGAUGGGCUGGAGACGGAGAAAUGUUUGCAUGUGGUGACGGAGCCGGUCGUGCCUCUGUGGACCUACCUGGAAUCCAGGAGCAACGGGAGAGGACUGAGCGAGCCAGAGAUCUCGUGGGGUCUUCAUCAGAUUGUGAAGGCCCUCAGCUUCCUGGUGAAUGACUGCCACCUCGUCCACAACAACGUGUGCCUGGCGGCCGUGUUUGUCGACCGCGCCGGCGAGUGGAAGCUGGGUGGGCUGGAGCACAUGUGUCCUGCGCAGGGGGACGGCGCCCCCGUGCCGCGGAAGGGGCUCCCCGAGCUGGAGAAAUAUGACCCGCCAGAGUCAGCGGCCAGCAGCAGAACCGUCGGCGAGAAAUGGUCAGCGGACAUGUGGCGUCUGGGCUGCCUCACCUGGGAGGUCUUCAACGGCCCCCUGCCCCACUCCUCCGGCUCCUCCCUCCGUUCUCUUGGCAAGAUCCCCAAGUCCUUGGUCCCCCACUACUGCGAGCUGGUGGGCGCCAACCCCAAGCUGCGGCCCAAUCCUGCCAAGUUCCUGCAGAACUGCCGGGGGCCGGGGAGCUUCAUGGACAACAGCUUUGUCGAGACCAACCUCUUCCUGGAGGAGAUCCAGAUCAAGGAGCCUGCCGAGCGGCAGAAGUUCUUCCAGGAGCUCAGCACCAGCCUGGAUGCCUUCCCAGAGGACUUCUGCCGACACAAGGUCCUCCCCCAGCUGCUGACCGCGUUUGAGUUUGGCAGUGCUGGCGCCGUCAUCCUCGCCCCGCUCUUCAAGGCAAGGCGCCCUGGGACCCCCCGGGGGGUGGGGGUGGUGCUGUGCCCCCUCCCACGGCCGGGGCUGGGUCUGGCCUCCUGUGGCAGGCCAGGGAUGACGCCAGCAAGGGGGCCCCAGGAGUCCUCCUUUGCUGCUCAGUGGGGGUGUGUGUGUGUUUCUGGGCUCCAUCCUGCUGCCCCCCCGCCCCCAUGGGAUAGCUCAGUGCAGUUCUCCUUGCCUCCUCCCCUGCCUCCCGCCCAGUGGGGGGCACACAGCCAUGAAACCCUCUGCGGGUGGGGCUGGACGGCAGCCUCCCUCCCUCCCAGCCCCCAGUUCCUGCAUGGCCUUCCCUUGGUUUUUGCGGCAUGUCUCCUCUCCUUGCUCCUCUUUGCUCUGACGCUCCAGGUGGGGAAGUUCCUGGACGCCCAGGAAUACCAGCAGAAGAUCAUCCCCGUCAUCGUGAAGAUGUUCUCCUCCCCAGACCGGGCCAUGAGGAUCCGGCUGCUCCAGCAGAUGGAGCACUUCAUCCAGUACCUGAACGAGCCCACGGUCAACACCCAGAUCUUCCCCCACGUGGUGCACGGUUUCCUGGACACGAACCCCGCCAUCCGUGAGCAGACGGUGAAGUCCAUGCUGCUUCUGGCCCCCAAGCUGAACGAGCACAACCUCAACCUGGAGCUCAUGAAGCACUUUGCCCGCCUGCAGGCCCGGGACGAGCAGGGCCCCAUCCGCUGCAACACCACCGUCUGCCUGGGCAAGAUCGGGCCCUACCUCAGCGCCAGUACGAGGCAGAGUGUACUGAUCUCCGCCUUCAGCCGCGCCACCAAGGACCCCUUUGGCCCCUCGCGGGCGGCUGGCGUCCUGGGCUUUGCAGCCACCCACAACUUCUACUCGAUGAGGGACUGCGCCUUCAGGAUCCUGCCGGCGCUCUGCACGCUGACCCUGGACUCCGAGAAGACGGUCCGGGAGCAGGCAUUCAAGGCCAUCCGGAGCUUCAUGGCCAAACUGGAAACCGUCUCGGAAGACCCGUCUCAACUCUCUGAGCUUGAGAAGGACGUCCAGGCUGCCUCCACCAGCCCCGGUGGGGCUGCCGGCUGGGCCGGCUGGGCCGUGACGGGGGUCUCCUCCCUCACCUCCAAGCUGAUCCGGACCAACGCUGGGGCGGCGGCACCACCAUCGGCUGAUCCCGGGCCGGGAGGGCUCCCCGCCAGCUCCAUGCCGAAGCCACCCCGGCCAGCCGGGCAGCCCCCACCCCCGGAGGCAGCGGCAGCAGCAGCAGCAGCAGCAGCAGCUCCCGUCUCCGCCAGCCAGUGGGAGCUGCAGGACGACGUGGCAGCCGAGGAGGAGGAGGUCGUGGUGGACCGAUGGGACGAGGAGGACUGGGGGAGCCUGGAGCAGGAGGCUGAGCAGCCCGAGCAGCAGGCCAGCCCGGACGACUGGAACAGUCCAGGCUGGUUGGAGGCAGCCGCGGAGGCCAAGCCGCCUGGAGGCAGGACGGCAAGCAGCUCCUCCACGAUGCAGGAGUCGGACUGGAGUGUCUCUGCCUGGGACCGGGAGUCCUCCAGGAGCCACAAGAAGGGGCCCAGUGCCGCUGUGGGGGACGCCGGGGCCAGCAGCCAAGAGGGUCUGCCGAAGAAGGCUGCCCCCGAAGGGACCAAGCUGGCCAGCGAGUACAACUGGGAGAGCCCCGGCACUCUCCGCAAGAAGCCGGACCCCUUUUCUCUGCUCCUUGAGAAGCCGCCGGCAGCAGCAGCAGAGAGCCAGAGAGACGCCGCCGCCGCCGCCGAGGCGCUUGGAGACUGGGGCUUGGAGGAGCCCUGGGAGGCCCUGGAGUCCUCCGGCCAAGGACCCAGCAAGGCCGAGCUGGCCCGGAAGAAGCGGGAAGAGAGGCGGCAGGAGAUGGAGGCCAGGCGAGCCGAGCGGAAGGCGGUGCCCAGGGGCCCCAUGAAGCUGGGAGCCAGGAAACUGGACUGACCCCUCCGCUGGGGGGAGCAGGGCGGAGAGGAGGGGCCGCGGGGACUCUGCGCGGACUGCCCGGAACUCGCUUCCCGCAGCUGCCAGCAGCGCCUGCCUGCCUGCCUGCCUGCCUGCCUGUGGGGAGUGAGCGCUGCCAGCCGGGGCCAGGCUGUGCCCCCCAGGGAGGGGCUCCAGGAGGCCGGCCGGCCCCUCCCUCCCUCCUCUGGUGCAGGAAGUCCAAAGGGAGCCUCCUUGCUUCGAAGGCAAGUUGUGCUGCAUCGCUCUGUGGCUGUCAGUGAGCGGCCGGGGGGGGGUGGUGGUGGUGUAACUCUGGCUUGUUUUUAUUGGUCGAUUCUGCAGAUGGCAGAAAUAAAUCAAACCGUAACAGGAGCAGGGUCCAGGCAUGAACCAAACCUUCCCGCUCCAUCCCUGGUCUGGGCCUUGGUUGCCUUUGACGGAGAGGGUGAGAUGCUGCAGGUGGGGGGGGGGAUGAACAGCUGGCUUUCCCCCUUUCGGACUGGGGCAGGGGGGGCUGUUCUUUCCACACCCUUCCGGUUUCCAGCUUCAGAGCAGGCCAGCCUCUCUUCCUACCAGCAGUACUUUUAGGAGACCACCAAACACAGCCCAAUCUGCUUUUGGACCUCUUCUCCGUUACUUUCUCCCCAAGAAAGAAGACAAGGCCACCUGUACCGCUGUACUUUCCAUGGGGAGAGCGUGCGUGCACGUUUAGCUGGCCCGAAGAAGGGCGCUGUUACCCCUUGUGCAAGGUGCAUCUUGUGGGCUGACUUCUCCAGCCAUGUGCCCUGAGAGAGAAGCAGCAGCUCACAAAUUGGGAGGGGAGCAGGGCCGAUGCCCUCCCUUGCCAGAGCCCUGAUCCGUGGAAGGGAACCCAACACAGCUGCUGUUUCCAAAAUUAAAAAAUCGGGUGUGCUGAUCCUCCAGUCAUGUUUCACGGAAGAUGUAGUUUGAUUCUUGCUCUGGCCUUCUGAGCAGGUCCUGUGCCCACAGGCAGAGUGGAAGCCCUCCUGAUCUCCCCACAUCCCCACCCCCACCCCCCGGGCACUGCUUCAGCUCUGGCCCUGCUGCAGAAAGAGAAGCAGAGCUUGUGCCUGGUUUUCACAAGAGGCCACCAACUGUGGACUGGGGGACUCUGCAGAGGGAUUUGCUCAGGUCACCAACUGCCCUGAAGGUCCCUUCCUGGGGGUGGGGGGGAGAUAUCUCACCGUGUCUUCCCUAUCCAGUGUGGGGGCUCCCACCCCUCCCUUCUUUCCCAGUAGAGUCACUGUUUGCCCCCAUUUCUUGAGCUUCUGGGAGCCAAAGAAAGAGCCUUUGCAAGGGGGAAACCCCCACCCCUCUGAUGCAGGAGAAAGCGACAUUGGUUCUAAAUAUGCAGGUGAGGCACAGAAGGAAGCUAGGCAGCUGGCGAUCUAGGCUUUCUCUAUGGUGCAGUCAUGUGCUCUCUAGGUUGUUUUAUUUAGCCACUCUAGGCAGUGCCAUGUCCAUGGUUUUGUUCUGUCUAGGCAGAUAAAAAUCUAUGGUGUUAGUUGUAUCCACAACUCUGUGGCAGUAUUGCCCUCCCUCUAUACUCUUGCUUGGUCUAUGGUGUUCCUCCCCAUAGGCAGGCACCAUGGUCCGUGUGCUGUAAUCCCACAUAAUGAGAGCUCCUCACCUGCUAAUAAAGGAUCACAGGCCCUGUCAGGAGCACUAAAUGUUUAUCGUGUUAAUAGCCAAACUUCUGAUAGCUGAAGGUGUUCCCAAGAAGUUCUGCUGGGUUCACAGACAAUGACUUGCAAACUUGGGGGCUACACAAGUCUCUUCACUAACUCUGAAGUUCUGAACACCCAGGCUGUGCUGUUGGGACAAGGGAAUCCUUCAAAGAAUGCUCUGCAAGAUGCUGCUCCAAUAUAAUACUGCACUAUAUUACUUAAAUAAUGUGAUACAGGAUUCCAGUAUUUAAAUGAGAAGUUAAAAUGUCUUUAUAUAUUUUAUCUCAAUAAAACCAGGGAGCAAUUUAGCAUGGUGCCAUGCAAGUUUAAGGGGUAAGAGCUUCUGAUGUUUCUCUGCUUGCCAGCAUUCAAAAUGUCCUUGCACAAGAUCAAGUUUCUGACAGAUUGGUGUUCAGGGUAAGGGCAUUGGCUUCAACUGGAGAGACUGAGCAUGCUCCAGGCGUUUCACAGAACUUCACAGAUCAUGUCCUUUGGAUGCACUAGUGUACGUGUAGUCAUUCUUUUUUAGGUUUCUCGGUUACCUUGAUGUAAAUAAUACAUACAACAACAUCUGAUGCUUUUUUUGAUAACUUGGAUUGCCUUGCUUUAAUAUUUUAAGAAGGAAUUAAAAGGUGGGGAUAGGGGUGGUUGGCAGAAAACAGAACGGAGCUUCAUUUGACCCUACUGAGCAUGCUCACACGCACCGGAAACCAGGCGUCGUGAAUGACAAAAGCCGCUCUACACGCUUCCUUUUCGUCACUUCCGCCAAGAACCAGCAGGUGAGCGUCUGUGCUGGCGGUUGAAACGCGUUUGUUUCCGGGGCGGUGCUCCUGGCUCCCUGGGCCGCAGGUAACCAUAGCGACCGAAAGUGUCCUGGCCUACGCCGCGCUCUGCCGCCCCUUGCCCAGCCGCCCUCCUGUCCCCCGGCCUUCCUCCGUCUCCAGGGGUCCGGGCCCGCCGCUGUUCGCGCUCCGCGGGGCGGGCAGUUCUGCGACUACCACCGCGUGCUCUUAGCGGCUCUCCGGGGAUGAAGUGGUGCAGGGCGGGCCACUGGGCGUGCGCAGCAGCCGGUGCAGACAUGCGCAGAGCCGCAAAACCUUCGCGGGGGGAUUCUGGCGGGCUUUCUGCGCUCCCACGCCCUCCCCCACGCGCGCCCCGGGGAGCCGAGCCCACCUCUCUGAUUGGUUGGCGGGUGGCAGGCGCAUCGCUGAUUGGCGAGCAGCUGGACAGCUGACCCUCCCGCAGCUGAAGCUCGCGACGCGGCCUCGAGCGCGCCCCGUUUGACGAAGCAGUUGAGAGAGCGGAGGGGGCGGCGGCGGCGGCAGGAGGGCUGAGGGGGAGAGGCGAGGCUCUCCGCAGGGAACGAGGGGGCCGCACGCCCCACACUGCCCCCACUCGGCUGCUGAGGGCCUCCAAGGGGCAGCCGCCGCCGCUCUCCUUCCAUCCCGCGGAGAAAUGCUCUGAGGGAAGGCUGGACUCCAUGCCCGGCAGCGGCUUUCACCUCAGCAUUUUAGUGAGAAUAAUCAAUCAAUAGUCACGGAGGAAAAGCUGCCUCCAGGCUUGCUUCUGACCCUCUGGGGGAAGGGCUCUGUGCCCAGCCUUGGCUUUGACCUCACCAAAAUAAGGAUAAUAAAUCUCUGUUGCUUCAGAAAAAGGAGGCGGAAACCACUCAAGCCGUGCUACUCAGCCAGGCUCGGGCUUUUUAAAAGAAUGCUUUGUGGGAGAGUGGUGGGAACACGGUCUUGAAGACCCCUGCCAAAAGCCAGUCUCUGAGGGGAAGUGAAGUUUCUGAGUGGGGAGUUCAUCGCUCUGCUUUGGCUUCAUCUUGCCAAAAGAACUCAAACCCCUUCGGUGGAUGCUGCAGCCGUGCUGACGUGUGCAAAAGCCCGGCCACCUCACUGCCCACACUUGUAGCAUUUGUCUGCCGCGGGCAACACGCGACAGAUUCUCCCCGUCCUCAGAACACUGGGGCGCCACAGUCUUCUGCAUCACGGUGAAAACCUGUCCACUCUUAGCGCGUUCUUGCUCUGUGCAGACAAAUGCUAGAACUAUGGACCGCGUAGGGCAGGACUUCUGAGCGCAACGGCACAGGGGCUGUAGCAGGAAAUUCCCUGAGGCCAGGGGCUGCUGUGCAACUACAGACUGGCCCUUUUAGUCUGAGAAAACUGGGUGCGACCUGAGGCUCCUUUAUGCUCCCGACAGCUGUGUAUGGCAGCAUAAUUCCUAAGAGAGUGGCUGGCUUGAAUGGAACACCCUCCCUGCGCAUUAAAAGGCUUAGGCUUCUAGAUACUCAGAACACUUUUCUGAGGCAGCAUAAGCUCUAAUUUUCAGGCAGGCUUGUAUGGAACAUGCUUCAGGCUUCUUAAUUCUCUCAAGAGAAGAGAGGGUUCUCUUUAUAUUCUCUCAAGUUCUUUUUAAUGAGUUAUAGCUUUUCAUAUUUGUGAAUGGCAUAGAGCUAUCUGGAUGAGGGGGUGAAUAAAUAAAACAGCUGUGGGAGUCAGCAUAAUCUCUAAAAUGGGGGCUGGCUUGUAUGUAUGAUAGAAGCACCAGGAUGAUUUAUAACUGCCAACUUUAUAGGGAAGGAUAAUCUCAAAUUUAGCACCUAUCUUUAACUGAACAUUUUUCAUGUGUUCUAUCCCCACAAUAUCGCUUGGAGAACAAUUUAGCAAAAAGAAACGGAGUUGGUGCAUGUGUCCCUACGACCCACGGACCGGAGUGGUGCUCUUGGAGCAUUUUUUCCUCCCCAGGGACCAACGUGGCAGAUUUCAAGAAACAACUGACAGGCGACAUCACAGAAGCCAAGAAGACGUGAAAGGGGCCAAAGACACAGACACACAGGGCGAGCCAAACCAAACCACAACCCAGGGGCUGCGUACAAGCUUCAGGCUUCUCUCUUGUCCCAAACAUCAUCAUCAUCACACACUUUAUUUGUGAGCCACCCCAUAACAAAUCGUCCUCUGGGCGGCUCACAACACAACAUUGAAAAACGUCCAAUAAGAGCACAUACAAAACGACAAACACAUCACAACACAAAACAGCAGCAAAUAUGCAACCGGCAGCGACACAGAAGCCACAAAGGAAUUAAAAGAGCCGACAAGGAUGCACAAGAUAGCCAAAGCAAGGGUUGUGUUCCUCACCGCCCUGAAUGCUCUGUCAAUCCACAGGCCAUCAGUAGAAACUUCAGGCUGCUUUGUUCUCUCACCACCUGUGGAAGGCAGCAUGAUCUCUCAUUCUGUGGCUGCCUGGAAUGAAACACGCUUCAUGUAUGUUACAAGCUUCAGGCAUCUUCAUUCUCCCAACAGCCUUGUCAAGCUGGAUAUCCUCUAAGAUGGAGACUGCCUUUAACAGGACACACUUCAUGUGUGCUGCAUGCUCAGCAGCCCUUUGUGCCAUGUUUGGAAAGAAGAAACAGAGUUGGCACACAUUUGCAAUGACCUCCAUGCCGGAGUGGUGAUUUUGGAAUGUGUUCUCCUCCCAAGAGGCCUGUGUGGGAGGCAGGAUCAAAGACAGGGACUGGACCCAAGGUAAAGGGAUCCCACCCCUGUCAAAAAUAGAACUCCCAGGGUGGUGUAAGAGACAAUUGAACAGGAACUAGACUAAUGCCUGCUAUGAUGAGGCUCUUCAGCAGAGCACUGAAGAAUCUAUACCAAAUAAGUAUUGUUAUGGCUGACAAGCAGACUAGGUUUCUCAGUAGUUAUCCCUCAAUGGUUACUCUAAAGGAGGACUCAAUUUCAAUAGGGGUCGCAUUGGGUAAUUUGGCCAGGAUGUCAGCCAGUAUUCAUUAUGCAUUGAUUUUUGCAAGAUGAGAUGAAACAGCUGUGAAACUAGUUACCAAGAAAUCAAAGAUUUCAUCCUUAGUGAACUUCUCAUAUUCUAACAGAAGAAUGUGGUAUUGCUCACACUUUAAAAUCAAUGACAUGCCUUUUUCUCUUCCAGUGGGUUUCAAGAAAGAGCAUAAGGAAUGAGGAGGACACAGAAGACAAGACAAGCUGACCUGAUCAAUCUUGUGACGAGGAGGCGCAAUGUCCGAGAAUUGAAGAACUAUUCAACAUAGUUAUUCAGUUUUGUUCAUUAUAGUUCUUCAAUUUUAUUCAAAAUAUAAAUAUGUGUAAAUAUUGAGCAUACAUAUUUCUUUCACACUGAUCAUCACAAAAGAAUGUAAAAGUGAAACUGUGAAAAGUAUAUUCACCAAGUCUUGCUCACACUUCAAAUAAAUGACUUGACUUGUUCUUUCCCAGCAGAUUUCAGGAAAGAGCCUAAGGAGCAAGGACAGUUACAAAGACAAGCUGUUUCAAUCUCUUUCGUGAUGAGGCUUCAUCAGAGAACUGAAGAACAUAUACAAAAUAUAAAGAUGUAUACAAAUACUGAGCAUACUUAUUUAUUACAUACCGAUUGUCACAGGAGAAUAUAAAAAUGAAACUCUGAAAAUGUAUUACUCAGGAAAUCUAAGGUGUCAUCCUUCAUAAAUGUCUCAUACUCUAACAUCACGUGGAUUUGCUCACACUUCAAAUAAAUUAUGUAACUUGUUCUUUCCCAAAAGAUUUCAAAAACAGACCAGUGGAGGCGACAAGAGACAAGCCAUGCCAAGCAAAACUGCAUUACCCUUUUAGGUCUUGUUUUCAGAAGAUUAGUCUCAAAACCAGUGGCUGGCUGCUGCAAAUAGAGGCUUCAAGCGUGAGCUGAUUUUAUCCUUGGCCCUGUGAGGUAAGUUAGCCUGGAAUAAUAUGUGCUGGCUUCAAGGGUUCAUGCCUAAAAAAUAAGAAUACGUUUGUUUAAAUUGUUUGUAUCCUGCCUAUUCAAGAGCCUUAAACAACCAUCUCUUCAGCCUGGAUUUUAAUGAUAUCUUGUUUUAAUCUUAAUUAGAUUUAAUCUGGUUUAAAUGUUUCUUGAUUUUAAUUGUUUUAUUCUGUGUUUUUUAUUUUAUUUUAAUGUAAACCAGCCUGAGCCAAUGAAUGAAUGAAUGAAAUAAUAAAUAUUCAACAAAAUGCUAUUCAGGGCCUCUUACCCUCUCUUAAAUUAAAACAACACCCCCCCCCCAACUAAAUGCAAAACAACAACAAAACCCACUAUUAAAUGCAAGCCCCCACACUACUAAAUUAAAAAAAAAACACUACUAAAUGCAACAACCCCCCCAAAGCCCACUACUAAAUGGGGAAAAAAGCCACCACUAAAUGCACACACUCCACUAAUAAAUGCAAAAAAGAUUCACUACUAAAUGCAAUAAAACAGAAGAUAAAAUAGACAAGAAAAAAGAGCAUUCACAACUAAAAACUGAGUAUUCUAAACAGGAGUAAAAAAAAUAACCACCAUUGGCUCUGUUCACCAGCCAUUCUCAUUGAGCUCUGUUGGUACAUUACUCGUCAGGUUUUUUCACCCAUCAGGCAUCCUUUUUCACUUGUCACAGAUGGGUAGACUAGUGGAUUUUCUGAGCCCUGAUUCUAAACCUGGAUUGGAGAAAAAUGGAAUUUUUCUUGGUGCAGAUCUCCUGACCUAGCUGCUUUGCCAGGUUGACUUGUAUACAGUGCCAUGUGGAUUGUGGAUAAAUCCCUACAAAGGAGGAUAUUGCAAGAAAUCGGAAAUGUAUAAAAGUGGCUACUGUCAGAGGGGUAUAGAUUAACCUAUGUCUAGAUAUGCUUUUGAUUUUCUUUCCCUCUAGCAAUCAAUCAAUGUAUUGCAAUCCAUAGACCAGAAAAUUUACCCCUAGCAGACUGAUUUACAUUGACGGCCAUGUGGAUUGUGGGUAAAUCCCUAAGGAGGUUAUUUGAAGAAAUCCAAAGUGUAUAAAAGUGACUAAUAUCAAAGAGGUAUGUAUCAACUCCUAUUUAGAUGUUUUUACUCCCUUAUUAGGAUGUUAGAUAUACAGUUAAGGUGACUCUAUUUAUUUAAAAGUCUUCUGGUUUUCCUCUCAAAAGAGACUUGUGCAGACAGGUUGAAAGUUGCUCUUACAAUAAGUGAUGUAGGGACAUAGGAGCUGAAGUCCUAUGGUCAGGGUGAAGUGCUGGUAACCUCUCCCCUGUAGCCUCCAAAGAAAGAGGAGAACUUUCUGCAACUGGAAGAAAAAAGAUGAAGUCUGAAGAAAAGAUUCACUGUGGAAGGAGCGGUCUGCUUGCCAUGGACUGUGAUGCUUUCUUGCUCCACGUUAUUGAUAGCCAGUUUAAUUUAUUCUUACCUUCAAAUUGUUGUUCUGUAUGUGAGCAUUCUGUGCAUUCAGUAUUUCUGUAAAGCCUUUGUGUAGAACCCGGGUUCUUCCUUUUGGAAUGUAUUUUAAAUGUAUGGAGAAUUUUUGUUGUAGCUGCUACACUUCUGAUCAGACCUACAAUGUUGAAGAGCAAUCCUGACAAGAUGCAAAACAAGGGAGCCUUCUUCCUUAGAAACCUGUGGUAAAUCCACGGGGGCUGCUCCAAGGACAGCAACAUCUGACAUUUUGUUUGACAGAGAAUCCCACAAGUGGAUGAUGCGUUGUGUGAAAAAGUGUGUGUCUGUUGGUUCUAGAUUUCCUGCCAAUCAAUUGCAUGGGAUGACCCCUGGUUCUAGUGUGAUGUGAGAGGGAGAAGAAUUUCUCUCCAUCCACUUUCUCCACCCUAUGCCUGAUUUUAUAAUCACCUUAUGUCUUCCCUUGGGGGCCAGAGAACCAACCAAGCCCUCUUCAGUGCAGCACCCUCCCCCUGCCCUCGCCUUUCCCACCCCGAGGAGCAUCUCUGUGGGUUCCUUCCAAGCACUCCACCCUCCCCCUCUUGACUGGGGCCUCACAGACCAAGGGCAGGUGUGGGGUUCUUCUGGUGGGCCUUUCCACUCUGGCACAUCCAAGACCAACAUGUCAGCCUUAGGAAGCACCUGUGAGAUAACAGCUUCUGUUUUCUCCCAGUGCGAGAACUUCUGGCUGUCCUGGGGUGCAGCACUUGCUGUGAAGGUGGGAGAGGAAAGAAGGAAACCCUUCCAGCACCAGGGCAAGGUGGAAUUAAAUGGCUCUCCUUAACUUAAGCUGCCUCCAUUGAGGUGGGAGACCAUUUGAGAGGCCUCAUCCUUGCCCCCCCCUUGCCCUUUUUAUCUUGAACAGCCUGGUGAGGCAGGCUCAGCUGAGAGAGAGAGCGGGGAGCCCAGAGCCAGCUGUGUGACUUCGUGGGGAUUUGAAGCGGGGUGUGUCUUUGUCUCUAACCAUUGCCCCACCCUGUGCUGCCAGCAUAAGACUCAGCACGCAAAGAGAGCCAGCAGGGGGAGGCAGCCUCCAGCAUCCCGAUGUUCCUGAACUACAACUCCCAGCAUUCCCAGACACAAGGCAUGAUGGCUGCGGAUCCUGGGAAUUGCAGAGCAGCCAUAUCCGGAGUCCUGCUUGUCCUGAAAUGGCCAACUGUCCAAAAAGGCAGAAUAAGACGGAGGGUGUGAUUCCCGGCAGCAGGGAACACAGAGCUAGGGAAGGAUGGGAAAGGGAACGGUGCAGGAAAGAGCCAGAGGAAGCUGCCUUGUGCUGCUGAGUCAGGACCUUGGGCCAUCUGGCUCAGGACUGUCUGCACUGAUUGGCAGCAGCUCUCCAAGGUUUCAGGCAGGACUCACUCCCAGCCCCAAGUUACCCGGAGAGGCUGCCAGGCACUGAAGCCUGGAGAGGAGAGCUGGUCUGGUGGUAGCAAGCAUGCCUUGUCCCCAUAGCUAAGCAGGGUCUGCCCUGGUUGCAUUGGAAUGGGAGACUAGAAGUAUGAAUGCUGUAAGAUAGUCCCCUCAGGGGAUGUAGCCGCUCUGGGAAGAGCAGAAGAAGGUCCCAAGUUCCCUCUCUGGCUUCUCCAAGAGAGGGCUGAGAGAGAUUCCUGCCUGCAACCUUGGAGAAGCCGCUGCCAGUCUGUGAAGACAAUACUGAGCUAGAUGGACCAAUGGUCUGACUCAGUAUAUGGCAGUUUCCUAUGUUCCUAUGCUUGUAACAGGAAGGGGCAGAUUACCAUGAUUUCUUAGUCUGGCAGGGGCUGGUUUUGGGCCUGGCACAACUUGGCAGGGGGCUCUCUCUCUCCCUCUGCCCCCAGGCAGUCUGCCAUUCAAAUGCAAAGCAGAGCCGGCAGGGGAAAGAGACAGGAGGAGAGCAGCUGAGUAGGGGUGUGGGGGGCUUCACCCAAGGAAAGCCCUUCGAGAAACCUGCAUGGCUGCCGCUGCAUUUGCAUGCAAAGCGUGGGAAGCAGGCUGCACGUGCAGCUCAGGGUCCAGGCAGGGUUGAUGUCCGGAUCACGGGCUGGACCCGCUCCGUCUGGCGCCUGCAAAGCAGAAAGGCUGCCUGCUGCGCAUGCCCAGCAGCCAGAGUCCACCACGAGACUCCUGCUGCGGCUCAGAGGCAAGACCUUGACAGACCCCUCUGGGAACGGGUCCUGUUUCCUCCCAAGCUGCAUGGAUUGGGGGGGGGGGGACAUCUCAGGGGCCCUUUGCAGUUUUUCCAGGCUCGGGGCUGCACUUCAGCCGUGCAAAGUCUCUUAGCCCCAAGAUUGGGAACUGGGUUUAGCCAGACGAGGAGAAGAGACAGGGUGGAGUGAAGAUUUGGGAAGGGCUGGAGAAGGAGCCAGCCUGCCAUAAAAAGGGAGUUGUAUUCGCUGCAGAAGCCUGCUGGCCAGGCAGCUAAUGGCUCCUGGCUGGCUGAGGGAUACAGGUGCACACGCACGCAUGCACCACUGCAAGAGACUCAGGGGAUGGGGCCGCUCUGGGAGGAGCCCCCGCCUGCCUGCCUGCCUGCCGAAGUUCCCAGGGUCCCUCCCUGGCAGCAGCAUCUCCAAGACAGGGCUGGGAGAGACUCCUGCCUGCAGGGCAGCCUUGGAGAAGCCGCUGCUGCCAGUCUGGGUAGACAGCACUGACUCGGUCGUCUACGGCAGCUGCCUCUGCUCUCAAAGAUCCCUCCCCUGCACUCGCGAGCUGCCUUCACGAUGAGUCACUGGGAGGGUCUCCUGGGGGGUCCAUCCAGGCCAGUCCCAGAGGACUGGCAGCAGCCCAAGCUCCUUGCCCCCCAGGCCCUGAGACUGUGGCAUGCUGCUGCCAGCUGAGUAGACAAUACGCAGCGAAAGGGACCAAGGGCCUGACUCGGCAAAAGGAACGUGCCUGCCAUUGCUCGACUUUAAAAAAAGAACCCCAACAGAAAAGCCUCAGCAUAAUGUGCCACCCUUUAUAGAAUGACUGGAGCAGAGUGCAGAGCACGAUACAGAGAAGGAGAGACCAUUUUUCUUUAAAUCACACGCUCUCCCUUUGCACCCGCCCCCCACUUGGUGCCUUCAUUCCUGGGGGCUCCCUUCUGCAGUGGGGUGGGGGGAGUUCAGGAGCUGCCAGGCUAUUCAAACCGGCAUGGAGACUUCAGGGUGGGCUACUGGGCAUGCAGCCAGACUGAAAAUCUGAAAGAUAGCCAAAACAAGCCAAAUUAAGCAAUAAUAAUAAUAAUAAAAUGCCAGAAUGGGGGUGAGCUCCUCUGUUCUCCUCUUAGUUCAACUUUGAGCACGGGAGGAAAAAAAGAGGGAGAGGCCUGAGACACUUGGAGUUUCUCUCUCUCUCUCUCUCUGUGUCACAUCGAUGACAAGGUGAUGACAUCAGGGAGGCACUCUGGGACACGAUGCACGUGGUCACUUGCCCUGUGGCCACGGGGGGGGGGGUUAUGCACACACCCCACCACGACAAAAGCCCCCAAUGCGGUUUACAUUAAGAAAUUAUAAAUAAAUAAGGUGGUUUCCUGUCUCUAUAGGGCUCACAAUCUAAACACAACAACAACAGCAACAAAUAUUUAUAUAUUGCUUUUCAACAAAAGUUUCCAAAGCUUUAAGAGGGGUUUGGAUAACUUUAUGGAGGAGAGGUUUAUUAUCACUGGCUACUAGUCAGAGGGCUACUGAGUAGGUAGGAUGCCUCUUGAGUACCAGUUGCGGGGGAGUAAUGGCAGGAGAGAGGGCCGGCCCCGUUCAACUCCUGCCUGUGGCUUCUCGGAGGCAUCUGGUGGGCCACUGUGGGAAACAGGAUGCUGGGCUAGAUGGGCCUCCUUGGGCCUGAUCCAGCAGGGCUGUGCUUAUGUUCUAAAGCAAUUUACAUAGAGAAAUAAUAAAUAAGAUGGAUCCCUGUCCUCAAAGUGUUUACAAUUAAAAAAAACAACCCCCAUAAGGGAGACACCAGCAACAGCCCCUGGAGGGAUGCUGUGCUGGGGAUGGAGAAGGCCAGCUGCUCUCCCCCUGCUUAAUCAAGAGAAUCACCAACUUAAAAAGGUGCCUCUUUGAUCAGUUAGCAGGGGAACUAACCGAGGGCGCCAGUCUUUGCUGAUGGAUGAGCCCAGUGCAUCAAAGAGCAGCCUAGAAUCGGGUGCCUGGGAGGAGCCGAAUGGGGUGCUGCUAGGCCAGGAGUAGCUGCAGCUCUUGUACACACUCCCCAUCUGCCUUCUUACAGGCAGAGGCCCGGUGAGGGUUAGCCUCGACUUCCUGCUUCAGUACAAGCCUCUGUUCUCCCCAACGGCCCAGAGAUCCUCCUCCACGGCCAGGCAGCGCUGGAGCGGCUGGCCCAGGACACAGAGAUGGAGUCCUUUUGGGAAGAGGGAGGCACUUCCAGAUACCUCUGGAGAAAGCUUUCCUUUCCUAGUAGCUGUGAUGUGGCCUUGUGAGGAGGAAUGUCACUGUGAACCACACACUUCAAGGAAGGGCUUUUUGAACCAGGAUGCAGCCUGCAGCUACGCUUAGGAAUAUGGCAGCUAGCAAAAGUGGUGCUUCUGUGCUGCUGACACACAAGAGAAAAACCUUCUUUCCAUCCUGGGCCUUUUGCCCAAGAAAUCUCAAGAACCUAGAACUUAUGUGCAAAGCAUUUCUAAAUGGAAGAAGUGAAAACCCCACCAGCUCUUUACUCACUAAAUACUUUUUGUUGCCUCUGUGUAUCUCUUGUUGGACUCCCCUUGAAGCUAAAGAUGUGAAGUGCCAUUUGUACCCUGGGUCUCUCACCAAACAACUCUCAAGCCUGCAAAGUUUCUUGGCAAAGCAAAGCGUCUCUAGUUGGAAGAAGUGACAGCCCCAGAAGUCACCAAUCCUGAUGUUUCACUUUGGGAAUUUUGAGUGAAAUGUUAGUUGGCCUUAUUGUCUAAUCUUACUCUUGAUUACUUCUUUUUAGGCAAACAAGAUAAUAAUUUGCCUUGGUACUGAACUUUUAUCUUGAAUGGCACAAGGAGGACGAGUAGGAGAUUGGGCUGAAUAGGAAAAUAAUUUCUAAUUUCAACCCAUUGCUCUAAUUGUUAUUGCUCUCUGGAUAAAGGACACUGCUAAAGGAAGAGUUUAAUAAGGAUAUAAAGGAGUCUAGUAAGGAUUAAAGAACUAAUUCCUAUGCUUUGGCACAUUAUACUCCCCCACCCCACUUUAUAAGCAUGUAGUAUGCUUAGUAAGAUAUCUGGAUGGGAGCGGGAGCGGGGGAGAGCCCUGAACAUACACAUUUAGUAGCUCUUUCAUGCUUUUUUCACAUUUGUAACUGGAUUCGCUUACUCCCUAUUUCGGGGAGAGGGGGAACAUUGGUUUUGGUUUUCCUCACUCUUUUGUAGAAUUCUGUUUAACAUUGUCUUAGUUGGUUUAACCUGGUUACUUUUCUCUCUCACCUUUUUGGUGGUGAUUUGGAGGAUGGGGAAGGAAGGAUAGUUCCUGGGUUUAGUUAUGAAUGUAUUUCAAUGCUAACAGUUUCUGCCAAAGAUGAUGUAUUUCGACUCAAGGCCUAUGAUAUAACAUUAGUCCAAUUGGUUAUAGCACUUGCAGUUGUUGACAUGGGUAAUCUGUCCUUUAAAGAUGGGUGAUUUAAAUAUUUUUUCAGUUAAUUGUAAUGGCUUAGGUUCUUAUCAAACAUUCUAAGGUGUUUAAAACAAAGAACAGAUAUAAUUUUUCUUCAAGAAACACAUACUAAAAAAGGAACAACAACGUUGUUUAGUUUAAUUAUCCUGAUCAGGGACAGCAGCUGGAAGCUCGAAGUCCAAAGGAACUGCCACAUUGUUUUCCCCAAAUUGCUGAUUUACACCCUUGAAAGACUAUAAAGAUUCUUUUGGUCAGUUUGUAUAUCUUGAGGGCACAUUUUUGGAUAAACCCUUGUUACUGUGUUCCAUAUAUGCCCCAAAUACUCUUGUCAUUCAAAAUCUCUUUUAAAAACUUCAAAGAAUUAAGAUUCAAGAUUGGAUAAAUGGGUGUGAUUUUAAUUUAACCAUAAACCCUGCUUUGGAUAGGUCAGCCUCCAAGUAUACUCCCAAUAUUUCCACUUCUAAGUUCCCUAUAGCAUAUCUCUUUAAGAAAGCUAAUUUGAUAGUUCCUUGGCGGUUGUUACACCCAGGGGAAAGGGAUUACACAUUCUUGUCUGCCAGACAUGAAACUUGUUCUAGGAUUGAUUAUGUUCUCAUCUCCAGUUCCUUACCGAAUGAUAUUCAAGAUGCUAUUAGUGAUAAAAUUUGGACAGAUCACAAUUGGAUAAUAUGCUCAUUAAGUUUUGAAAGUUCUAAUAACCCAAUUUCUUGGUUGAAAACUUAUUUAUUAUACAAUAAAGAUAUAUGCAAAACA